Molecule: messenger RNA, 8522 nt
Organism: Rattus norvegicus (Norway rat)
Lineage: Eukaryota; Metazoa; Chordata; Mammalia; Rodentia; Muridae
Gene: Mta3
Product: metastasis associated 1 family, member 3
Biological process (GO): regulation of DNA-templated transcription; negative regulation of DNA-templated transcription; chromatin remodeling
Cellular component (GO): nucleus; nucleoplasm; NuRD complex
Molecular function (GO): chromatin binding; sequence-specific DNA binding
Source: RefSeq, a predicted model, not a curated record
ACGCGGGCAGGAGAGACGCUCCGAGUGGCUGAACCUCUGUCCCCACCCUGGUUCUUCCACAGCCCCUGACCCUAGUGUGCUACCCGAGGCUAGUGCGGGUGGCCCCGGGGUCUUCGGCCCCCCGCAGCCCGUCGCCCCGUCCCCGCCGCGCUCCGGCCUCCCCGGCCCGCUCGGCGUCGCUCUGCCGGCGCUGGGGGCGGGCACAGCCCCCUCCCUCGGUGUCCCCUCCCCGUCCCUCCCCCUCCCCCGUGGCGAGGCGGCGGCGGCGGCGGCGGCGGCGGUCGAGGCUGAGGCGGCGGCGGCGGGCGGGGCUCGACUCGGGCUCCGCGGGCGGGCGGGCGGACAUGGCGGCCAACAUGUACCGGGUCGGAGAUUAUGUUUACUUUGAGAAUUCGUCCAGCAACCCAUACCUAAUCAGAAGGAUAGAGGAACUCAACAAGACUGCAAGCGGCAAUGUGGAAGCCAAAGUAGUCUGCUUUUAUAGAAGACGGGACAUCUCCAACACGCUGAUAAUGCUUGCCGAUAAGCAUGCUAAAGAAACUGAGGAAGAAUCAGAGACGACGGUUGAGGCUGACUUGACGGAGAAGCAGAAGCACCAGCUGAAACACAGGGAGCUCUUUCUGUCCCGCCAGUAUGAGUCCCUGCCUGCAACACAUAUCAGGGGGAAGUGCAGCGUGGCCCUGCUGAACGAGACAGAAUCAGUGCUGUCAUACCUUGACAAAGAGGAUACCUUCUUCUACUCAUUGGUGUAUGACCCUUCCGUGAAAACAUUAUUGGCUGACAAAGGUGAAAUCAGAGUGGGCCCAAAGUACCAAGCCGACAUUCCAGACGUGCUGCCGGAAGGCGACUCAGAUGAGAGGGAACAAUCAAAAUUGGAAGUUAAGGUUUGGGACCCCAAUAGUCCGCUUACGGAUCGACAGAUUGACCAGUUUUUAGUUGUAGCCCGUGCCGUGGGAACAUUUGCCCGUGCCCUGGAUUGCAGCAGCUCUGUGAGGCAGCCCAGCCUGCAUAUGAGCGCGGCUGCGGCCUCCCGAGACAUCACCUUGUUCCAUGCCAUGGACACGCUGUAUAGGCACGGCUAUGACCUCAGCAGUGCCAUCAGUGUGCUGGUGCCACUCGGAGGGCCGGUCCUGUGCAGGGACGAGAUGGAGGAGUGGUCUGCCUCUGAAGCCAGCUUAUUCGAAGAAGCACUGGAAAAAUAUGGCAAAGAUUUCAAUGACAUCCGUCAGGACUUUCUCCCAUGGAAGUCCUUGACUAGCAUCAUUGAAUAUUAUUACAUGUGGAAAACUACUGACAGAUACGUUCAACAGAAGCGCCUAAAAGCUGCGGAAGCCGAGAGCAAACUGAAACAAGUGUACAUCCCAACUUACAGCAAACCAAAUCCCAACCAAAUCUCCAGCAGCAACGGCAAGGCUGGCACUGUGAAUGGAGCUGUGGGGACCCCGUUCCAGCCCCAGAGCGCACUCCUAGGACGAGCCUGUGAGAGCUGCUAUGCCACACAGUCUCACCAGUGGUAUUCCUGGGGCCCACCUAAUAUGCAGUGUAGACUCUGUGCGACCUGCUGGCUGUAUUGGAAAAAGUACGGAGGUCUGAAAAUGCCCACGCAGACGGACGAGGAGAAGGCUCCCAGCCCUGCCGCAGAGGACCCGCGCGUGAGAAGCCACCUGUCCCGGCAGGCCUUGCAGGGCAUGCCGGUCCGGAACACCGGGAGCCCCAAGUCGGCCGUGAAGACCCGCCAAGCUUUCUUCCUCCAUACUACGUAUUUCACAAAAAUUGCUCGUCAGGUCUGCAAAAACACCCUGCGGCUGCGGCAGGCAGCGAGACGGCCGUUUGUUGCUAUUAACUAUGCUGCCAUUAGGGCAGAAUAUGCAGACAGACAUGCUGAACUUUCUGGAAGCCCACUGAAAAGCAAGAGCACCAGGAAACCUUUGUCAUGUAUCAUUGGGUAUUUAGAGAUCCAUCCUGCAAAGAAACCUAAUGUAAUUCGAUCUCCGCCGAGCCUGCAAACUCCAACUACCAAGAGGAUGCUCACCACUCCAAACCACACGUCCCUGAGCAUUCUGGGAAAAAGAAACUACAGCCAUCACAACGGUCUAGAUGAAGACGCAGCACACGUGCCUGGUGGUUCACAACAGCCUUUAACUCCAGCUUCCUCUUCCUCCCGCACUGAGUUCAUGUGCACAUAGCCCCUCACACAUGAUUAAAAAUAAGAUAAAAACUUUUAAAUGUGUUCCUUUUUAUUUUUGGUUGUGAGCCCAGCUGAGCCAUCUCUCCAGACCUAAAAUGUUUUUUUCUUUAAAGCAACGUGAGUACUAUUUAGAAAUAGAAACUAUAUAAACUGUUAAACAGCCAAGUUAUUAUAAGACAUCAAUAGGACAACAGCCGGAUGGCACAACUGACCAACUAACAUGGUUGGGAUGCAGGAAACAGACAUGAACAUCCUUGGGUGCAAAGGGCACGAGAAACUGAAGUAUCUCAAUUUAGAAGCUUCAGAGGCUAUACUGGGCGGCGGCCCAGCAUUCGGGAGGCAGAGGCAGGCAGAUCUCUGAGUUUGAGCCAGACUGGUCUACAGAGCGAAUUCCAGGACAGCCAGGGCUACACAGAGGGGUUAGGACUGGACCCGGCUGCUUGCACUGCCAGGGUGUGGCUGACCGGAACAGGAAGUAUCCUUGUGGUGCUCUAGCGCCCCCUUCUGGGAAAAGACAGAUCUGGAGGCAAAAAAAAAUUUAUAGACUUAGUCUCAAGUGUCAGAAAGCCAUCAGAUGGAUAUAUUUGGUGUCUAGAGGCCAGACUGCUGCAGAAACAAACUCCUAGUAGGCCCUUCCCUCAGAACAAUGAUCCUGUUUCUUACUCAUUCAGGGCACAGGUCCUGACUAACCUCAGUGCUGGAUAAGAUCUGGUAAGUGUAGUAAGUUUUCAGGGUAUAGUUUGUACUAUUAAAUACCAGAUUCAUGGGGAAAAGCAUUACCCUGUGCGAUACAAUAGUGAAACCAAUUAGCACAGCUACUUAAUUACCAUAGCCAACAGAUGAGCACACUGUAAAGGCUGUUGAUAGGUGAAACUAAUCUGGCUGCAAAGGACCUGCUUCUACCCCAUGUUCCCGCCUCCCAGCUUCCUGUCUCUUCACUGUCCCUCACCUCCCAGCCUUGCCCUUCAGGCUUUCUCUCAUCUUUUAGGCAGGAAAACGUUGUUUAGCUUAGGAUUCCAUGAGGUUCCAAGUUUAUGUCCCUUGGUUCUGUAUUCCUGGGCCCAUUGUGAAGUUGGAACAUCAUAGCAGCAGACGCGUAAGCCAGCAUUGUUGACUUCAGUGGUAGCCAGCAGGCAUCCGUGCACUUCCGGUUCCCGACGGUGGGAACUCAAGAUAUUUGCAAGAAGAAGGAAUUUCUCCAAGCAUUAAAAACAGUGAUUUUUUCUUUCUUUUGAGACAAGAUGUCACAUGCCCCAGGCUUCCUUCAAACUCCAGAUGUAGCAAAGGUGUCUACAGUACUGGGGUCUAACCUAAGGCACUGUGCACUAACACAUUUACACUUUUUGUGUCUGUAAUACUCUUACUUCUGGGGGAGAGGUCUAUAGCUGAGCUAUAUUCUAAACCACCUUGCACCCCACCCCAAAUAAACAGCCAGUAUGGUGCUGCUUUCCUGAAAGUUUCUGUUACCUGGCCCUGGUGUAGACUCGAGGCAGAGAGCUAGCCUGUGAGGUGGGUUAAGCCAAUCCUAAGGCAUGGACCACAUACAGACAGUACCCACCCAGUGGAGCUCACUGCUGGUAAAGAUGGACUCAGAUAUCAGAAGCCUCCAUAAGGGGCAGGGAAGGUAGGGUCGAUCUGAAAGUCAUACACCUGCAGGUGCCUUGUCAGUGUGGUAUGUCCUAGUGUCCGGUGCCGUCCUGCGCUGUCCCAUUUGUUGACAUGCGUUGAAGUGCUUUCAUGUCUUUUGCAUCACUGAGAACCCGCCACAGGGGUUCUACUCAGCUAAAGUGGGGAAUAAGCCCUUUAAGGGACGCUCUCUGUAUCUCUGAGAGCCCGAGUGGACAGGAGUGGGGACAGAUGCAUCUGUGCUGCGCAUGAACAGUGGAGACAGGUGGCUGAGUGUUUGCAGGAGCUGCAGUGAAUCUCCGACUUCUCCCUCUGCUGCUCCCGUGAGGCCCUCGGUGACUCACUUGGCCUCUUUGCACUAGUUUUCUCCUCCCUCAGUCUGUAAAGUGGAUCACAUCCGCCUUAUGAGCCGUUCUCACGAUGACAUACUUUAUACUUUGUACCUUCCCAUCAUCACAUCAUUUGAUGUAAGCAUUAAGACCACCGGGGCCGAGAUUCGAUGCAAUCAGCAACAGGUUUAUUAAUGCCAAGAUUUGAUGCAAUCAGCAACAGGUUUAUUAAUUCCGGCGCGUCGAGGUUCCUACAGACACAUGCUACUUUUAAGCACAAGAACCACAGGAAUGAGGAUGGGUACAUAGAGGCAUACAAGGAUUGGUUGGAACCAUUUGCCCUUUAACUUCAUUGGUUCACAUCAUGGUCACAUUGUCCUUGGUGCCUGGAGCAAUGCUAUGGUUUUGGGCAGUGGCAAGUCCCUGAUGGUCCUGAUGGUCAUGUGACUACCACGAGGACAGGGUGUAACUAGGUCUUAAAACCACAAAUGGGUGAGGGAGGUAUAACUGGUGGAAUUUCCUGGCAGGGGAAUUUUUCUUAGGGGAGGGGUGUAGCUUGUGGAAUUUUCCUUUGGUUCCACACCAACAGCUCAGAGAGGUUAAGUGACUCACCCAAAGUCACAUUAACAGGUAGCCUCAGGGGGAUUUGAACUCCCAAUCUUGCGUUGCCUUUCAGACAAAUAAGGACUCUGGGCUGUGCCAAGUGAGGCCUGUUCUCUGGAGCUGUUUCCUGGGUAUAAGAGUUGGGUGUCUGUUUGCAGAUGCACAGGAAAAGGCAGUGGGUAGUUGGGAAUCUCUUGGUUUAGUUUCAUUGUGUUUGUCUCUCGCUCGGACUGUGAAGUGUCUAACAGAAACCUGUGGGCUCCAUUCUCUGGCUCCCAAAGCUCCUCCAUCCAUGUCUGGCGCCUGUAGUGUUUCUUUUCCAGCUUUCAGAAGGAAAGGGGAAAGAAGAAAAGCGAAAAGUCAGAGAAUCUCUUGAAGGUAGAAGGUGUUUAUGUUAAACCUGCUGCCUCUGACUCAUAGUAGGUGCUCAGUAAGUGUUAGAUUCAGUCUCCAGUGGCGGAAGAAGCACGAGUCCUGACAGAUUAAGGGCCUGUAUUUGAUCUGCAGAACCCACUUUUGGAAGGAGGGGUGUGGUGGAGAGAGUUUCGCACACCUUUGAUCCCAGCACAGGAGGCAGGCAGAUCUCUGAAUUUGUGGCCAACCUGUUCUAUAGAGUGAGUUCUAGGACAGCCUAGGCUACACAAAGAUCUGAAAACCAAAAUUGGGGUGUGAGAGACACACUGGAUAAAUGGUUCAGCAGAUAAGAACACUGGCCACUCUUCCACACUGGUUUGAUUCCUGGAACCUGCAUGGCAACUCACAACCAUCUACGACUCUAGUCCCAGGGGAUCUAAUGACCUCUUCUGCCCUCCGAGGACACCAGGCACACAGGUGGCACACAGACAUACAUGUAGACAAAGCACCCAUUAACAGAAAAUAAGUAAAUAUAUUUUCAAAAAGACACCUGCUCAUAAUCCCCGCUCAAGGAAGACUUGCCUGCGACUGGAAUCCAGCCAUCCAGCCCGGCCUACUUGGUGAGUUCCAGGCCACCAUCUUAAAAAAAAACAAAAAAACAAAAAAACAACAACAACAACAAAACAGAACAACAAAGGCAGCACCUAAGGAGCAAGACCCAGGUUGACUUCUGGUCCCUAUGUGAACGUACACACACACUAGCUCUCCAGUGGGCAAGGUGUUACAUACCCGUAAACCCAGCAUUUGGGACCACCACCCCCUCCCUUCCCACUGAAUCCCCUCCUCUUCCCACUGAAUCCCCUCCUCCUCCCACUGAAUUCCCUCCCCCUCUCACUGAAUCCCCUCCUCUUCCCACUGAAUCCCCUCCCCUUCCUACUGAAUGCCCUCCCUUUUCCACUGAAUCCCCUCCUCCUCCCACUGAAUCCCCUCCUCUUCCCGCUGAAUCCCCUCCCCUUCCUACUGAAUGCCCUCCCCUUCCUACUGAAUCCCCUCCCCUUCCUACUGAGUCCCCUCCCACUGAAUCCCUUCCCCUUCCCACUGGAUCCCCGCCCCCUUCCUACUGGACCCCUCCCACUGAAUCGUUCUCUCUCCUACUUUCUUGUCUUUUGUAUUUUUGUGACCCAGUAAGUUCAAUUAACAAUGCCUGCAAGAGCACGAAUGGGGGAUUGUUUGAUGGGACAUGGCCCCAUCUUAUGCAAGUCACCACAGCUGCUUUGAGUUUGUGAGUGUGGUGGCCAUGUCAUAUGUCUAUAUAUGGAUUGAACUUGGGCCCCAAGCUGGACUCUCCUAAUUGAUUCUGGGACUCAGUGCUCUUUCCUUACAGGCCCAACUACUGAGGAAGCUGAGGUAGAGCGUUGUUAUGUUGCCAUGUCUAUUUGCACAUUAAAGGGUGUGAUAUCGUUACAAAGAAAUUGCCUUUGAUUACUUAAUUCCACGGAACAGUAAAGACGAGAAUUCGGGCUUGUAUAAUUAGAAGCUGACAGCAGCGGGAUGGGACAUCAAGAUCUUCAGACAGACAGAAAGGAGAGAGCAGAUGGGCUGUGUGCGCCUCUCCUGACCUCCUCAGCGGACAGACUCCUCCCACCCCUGUCGGCUGCUGGCGUCUGGGUUGGCCCUCUGACCUUUCAUUGCACUGCCAAGCAAGAUUACUCUACCACGGGGACCUGGAGGAAAAGUCGUGCUGCGGACUGAUACUGCCCACCGGGGCGCAGCUGGAGGUGCUUAAACCUUUAGAAUGGCAUGGCUACUGUCUCAGGGGUAGUGAAUAUGACUUGGUGUGUCAAGAAAACCACAGCAACAGGCCCCGGAAGAGAAGUGGGGUGGAGCUGGGGCAGCCGGGCAGGAAAAGUGAUAAAUUGUGCAAUAGCCCCUUUUUAAUCCUCUCUCUUCUGGCUUAUUUCCCCUGGGGCAUGCUGGGAUACUGUAGAUUGUUCUUUAUCUCCCGAAUUGAGUGAUGCUGUUUCCUCAACUCUCCUAUGGAGAGGGCGUCUACUGCCGAUGGCUCUCCAAGUACAAUAUUAUGAUCUGGGACGUGAAGAGUGUCCUUUUGAUGAUUUGUUUCUGGUAUCAAUGAUCCAACGAGUCCAACUGUUGGCGUCUCAGCUCUGGGAAACGGGUGGUGGCGAGGACCACCGUCCCAGUGUUAGAGCUCUGGGGCUGCAUCUGCCGUCUUCACAAAUGCCAAUAAAAAUAGACUGCUGGGGACAGUGGAUGGCACACCCGGGCAUGCCUGGGCCCCACUGCCUUCUGUCAGCAAUUAUAUGUCACUUCCAAAGACCACGGUUUUCCUUCUGAAUGUUUAGAACAUUAUUUAUAGAAGAAAGUCGAGUUUUUUUAGAUUCACCUCCAGUCUCCUCAUCUCUAAUGUAGUGUCAUAAUGUGGCUAAAUAUAUAUUCUAAACUCUGUAUUUAAAAACCGUGAUUUUGGGCUGGGGCUAUAGUCAGUUGGUAGAGGGCCUACAGGCCCGGGAGGUAAACCCUCUCACUGAACAGUCCCGUUGGUUGGCACAGCUUUGGGGUUAGAGGCAGGAGGGUCAGGGAUUCAUCAUGGACUAUACAGAAAUGUAAAGGCCAGGGCUACUAGAACGUCUGUUAGUGUGGCACAGUGGUGGAGUGCUUGCCUGCCGUUAGGUAGGCUGUUAAAUGUGAAACAAAGGAGCACCUUGUGUAUUAAAGGGCUCUACGGCUACUCCCUCCCUGUCUGAGGACCAUAGAGGACCAUAGAUGUUCCCUCCACCCAAGAAGCCACAGGGAUAGGGUUGUAGGAGGAUAGACCCAAGUGCAUUAGUCACGAUUAAUCAGCAACCUGGUAUUUUAGGAUAUCUGGCCAGAUUGGCCAUCCCUGGACUUGGGUUUCCUGAUAGCACAUUUUCUCCCAGAGAACACUUGUCUGUCUCUGGAGGAAAUACUAGUGUGUUCCCAAGAGACCUAACUGGAGGCCUGCAAUGUGGAGAUCCUGGGGGAGUGACAGGUGUCCAUGGCUGUUAGUGAAAUCUUUAGCUGUGAGAGCCCAUGCUGACUUCUUCAAGUUGUUGCAUUAAAGAUUUAUUUUAUAUAUAUAUUUAUAUUUAAUAAAUAUGUAUUUAUAUAUAUAUAUAUGAUGAGUACACUGCCGCUGAGACACACCAGAAGAGGGCAUUAGAUCUCAUUACAGAUGGUUGUGAGCCACCAUGUGGUUGCUGGGAUUUGAACUCAGGACCUCUGAAAGAGCAGUCAGUGCUCUUAACCACUGAGCCAUUUCUCCAGUCCCCCAGACAUCCUUUUCACUCUGUCUCUGGAUUUCCCGAUCUUAUUAACUAACCCACACAGGGUAACCUUCCUGAAGUAAACUCUGGCUAGAAAGCUAAGCCAAGUAUGAGAGA